Molecule: messenger RNA, 1764 nt
Organism: Nymphaea colorata (pocket water lily)
Lineage: Eukaryota; Viridiplantae; Streptophyta; Magnoliopsida; Nymphaeales; Nymphaeaceae
Product: U-box domain-containing protein 26-like
Exons: 2
Coding region: 477-1727 (416 amino acids)
Biological process (GO): protein ubiquitination
Molecular function (GO): ubiquitin protein ligase activity
Source: RefSeq, a predicted model, not a curated record
AGACUCUCUCUCUCUCUCUCCCUCUUCCUCUUUCCCCCCUCUCUCUCUCUUCUGCAUUGUGGUUAACGGUUUUCUCCCUUUCUUGCCUUGUUGUAUUCUCUUUGUCCUCUCCCUACUUUUCCUGGAUCGCCACUCCAUUAUUUUGAGAAUUGAUGGAUACCCAUUAUGGUUUUUGAUAGAAAUAGGGGGCUGUGGUGUUGAUUCUUGGUUGCCCCAUCAGUGGCCUUGUACCCUCUCUAGUCAUUAUCUAUGGUGCUGGCCUUGCUAUUUUCAGUGAACAGACUAUUGAUGAAUCUUUAGGUGGGUUGGUCUGUCCCAGCAAUGGCGGUAGUUUCAAUCUGGUCAAGGGACUAAUGAUUUUUUUUUUCUUCUCCGGGUGAGUGGCAAUCAACGCUUCUUCUUUAGAGGAGGUAGUGAGCCACUGAUUCUCUUCUUCUGUUGCAUAUAAGUUGGUGGAGGAUGCCUCUCUUGUAACGAUGUCGUUGAUAGACGAUUUCCACAUGAGGAUUCCCCACUUGUAUAGGUGCCCGAUUUCUCUGGAUUUGUUCAGUGAUCCAGUUACUCUCAGCACAGGGCAGACUUAUGACAGGUCCAGCAUAGAGAAAUGGUUUGCAGAUGGAAAUGACACAUGUCCUGUGACCAUGCAGAGACUCCGUGACUUCACCAUGGUUCCAAAUCGCACCCUCAGGCACCUGAUCGACAAUUGGUUGCUAAUGGAAGCCCAGCUUGAUCCACAAUGCCAGGAAGUGAUUGGCCCCCAUGCUUCAAUUGGUUCCCUCAAGUUUAAUUUGCAGUCUGUGGAAGCCGCCCCUAGUCUGAAGCUCGACACACUCAGGAAGAUCAGAGCUUUAACCAAGGAAUCUGACAUGAGAAGAUCUUGCUUUGUCCAAUUGGACUUCCUUCCUCUGCUGCUUCAGCUCGUGUUCCAAGUCCCCGAACCAAGGAAUGAACUAAAAUGCGAAGAUUUGGAACUUGCAGAAGAAGGUCUCUGCUGCAUCCUGAACUUACUCAAGCCCCCUUGCACAGACAAGUUUGCAGCACUGAACAUGAUGAAGAGUUCUGCUUGUCUCAAUCCCUUGCUUAAUUUACUGGAGCAAGGGGGAACGAAGAUCAAAAUGAGUGUGUGCCAACUUGUGGAAGCAAUUACUUCUUUUCCGCAGACACAGGGACUCAAUUUGAUCUUGGGGAAAACUGAGAGACUAGUAAGAGGUUUGGUUCGUCUUCUUCAGUGCAGGAAGCAUAUCAGCCUAUCAAAUGCAGCACUUCGAGCUGUUCGUGGUCUCUGUUCUUUGAAUUCAAACCAUGAAGACAUCAUCAGAGCUGGAGCAAUGGACGGCCUGAUUGCAUCUAUUCAAGAGGAUGACAAGCGCAUCACCUCCUGUGCUCUAACCACAAUUGAGGUUCUAUCAAUUCACGACAGCGGGAAAAGGGCCUUGGUUGAUAAUGAAAAGGCAGUCCCUGUUCUCGUCAAGAUGCUCUUCAGAGUCUCUGACAGUGGAGGAAGCGAAAUCGCUGUUGGUUUGCUUCUGGAUGUCUGUCAAAAUUCACCGCAGGCUCAGGAAACAGCAAUCCGAGCCGGCGCUGUGACUCAGAUAUUGCUUCUGUUACAAAGCCAAUGCAGCUUCAGGGCAAAAAGCAAGGCCAGGAUGCUGCUGAAGCUUCUCAGAUCAAUGUGGACUGAAGAUCCAUGCAUGUAUGGAGCGCAGUACGGUGUAGUUGAAUCAUAAUUAAAAGAAACAAAAAGAAAUCCAAAAUUUUUUGUCA